AGAGGUUCUCUGUCGUGCCGUCCUGUGUCUCUGUCUCCCCCUCCUGUCCUCAGCACCAGCCUGCGUUUCCCUCUAUUAUUUUCCACUCAGUUUCUCGCAGUUUAAAAUGGCGGCGUUGAGCAGCGCCGAGUCCCCACCGCCCGUCUUUAACGGAGAAACCACGGAGCGGGAGCCGGGCAGGGAGCGGGGCCUGGAGGAGCUGGGCGCCGGGCUAGACCGCUCCUGCUCGUCGGGGAUCCCUGGAGGUCCGCAGGAUGAGGAGAUCUGGAACAUCAAACAGAUGAUAAAGCUGACACAAGAACAUUUAGAGGCUCUUCUGGACAAGUUUGGGGGAGAACACAAUCCUCCCUCCAUAUAUCUAGAGGCCUAUGAGGAGUACACCAGUAAACUAGACGCUCUGCAACAGAGGGAGCAGCAGCUGCUGGAGGCUAUGGGCAACGGUGCAGACUUCUCCUGUUCUCCGUCUCCUGUGCCAGCUCUUCUGGAGGUCAAGAUGGGAGGAUGUGGGAUAGGAGGUGGGACUCAGACCUUUCCCUCUGCCCCCAACACCUUGGCUGUCCUGCAGACCCCCAUCGACGCCAGCCGAGCCAACCCUCGCUCCCCUCAGAAGCCCAUCGUCAGGGUCUUCCUGCCUAACAAACAGAGAACCGUGGUCCCGGCUCGCUGUGGGAUGACUGUGAGAGACUCCCUAAAGAAAGCUCUGAUGAUGCGAGGACUCAUUCCAGAGUGCUGUGCGGUAUACAGGAUACAGGAUGGAGAGAAGAAGCCUAUUGGCUGGGACACGGAUAUUUCCUGGCUAACAGGAGAGGAGUUGCAUGUAGAAGUGUUGGAGAAUGUGCCGCUUACCACACACAACUUUGUGAGGAAGACGUUCUUCACACUGGCCUUCUGUGACUUCUGCAGGAAGCUGUUGUUCCAGGGUUUCCGCUGUCAGACCUGUGGCUACAAGUUCCACCAGCGCUGCAGCACUGAAGUUCCACUCAUGUGUGUCAACUACGACCAGCUAGACUUGUUGCUAGUGUCCAAGUUCUUUGAGCAUCACCCAUUCACCCAGGAGGAGGUGUCCUCAGAGGGAACCACACCUGUGUCUGAGGCCUGUCCGUCACUCCCUCCAUCUGACUCCACCGGGUCCAUAUGCCACACCACUGUGUCCCCAUCCAAGUCCAUACCCAUCCCGCCCAGCUUCCGUCCCAAUGAGGAGGACCACCGCAACCAGUUUGGCCAGAGGGACCGUUCGUCCUCCGCCCCCAAUGUCCAUAUCAACACCAUUGAACCUGUCAAUAUCGAUGACCUGAUUCGAGAUCAGGGCUUGCCGAGGUCAGAUGGAGCCCCCCCGACCCACCCCGCCCGCUGCUUGAGGAAGCACCGGACACGGACCUCAAGCCCCCUCCUAUACUCCUACCCCAAUGACAUAGUGUUUGAUUUUGAGCCCGAACCUGUUUUCCGAGGCUCCACCACAGGCCUGUCAGCCACGCCUCCUGCCUCUCUGCCUGGCUCUCUGACCAGUGUCAAGGUCCCACAGAAGUCACCAUGCCAACAGAGGGAACGCAAGUCGUCCUCCUCAUCCGAGGACCGCAAUAAGAUGAAAACUCUGGGGAGAAGGGACUCCAGUGAUGACUGGGAAAUCCCAGAGGGACAGAUCACCCUGGGUCAGAGGAUAGGCUCUGGAUCCUUUGGAACUGUCUUCAAGGGCAAGUGGCAUGGUGAUGUGGCAGUGAAGAUGCUGAAUGUCACUGCUCCCACGCCGCAGCAGCUUCAGGCUUUCAAGAAUGAAGUUGGAGUCCUCAGGAAAACGCGUCACGUAAACAUCCUGCUCUUCAUGGGCUACACCACCAAGCCCCAGCUGGCCAUUGUAACCCAGUGGUGUGAAGGCUCCAGUCUAUACCACCACCUGCACAUCAUUGAGACCAAGUUUGAGAUGAUCAAGUUGAUUGACAUCGCCCGGCAGACUGCUCAGGGCAUGGAUUACCUGCAUGCCAAGUCCAUCAUCCACAGAGAUCUGAAAAGCAACAAUAUUUUCCUCCACGAGGAUCUGACGGUGAAGAUCGGUGACUUUGGUCUGGCCACAGUCAAGUCCCGCUGGAGUGGCUCCCACCAAUUUGAGCAACUGUCUGGUUCUAUACUAUGGAUGGCUCCAGAGGUGAUCCGGCUGCAGGACAAGAAUCCCUACAGCUUCCAGUCAGACGUCUACGCUUUCGGCAUUGUGCUGUAUGAGCUAAUGUCAGGAGCCCUGCCCUACUCUAACAUCAACAACAGAGACCAGAUCAUAUUCAUGGUGGGUCGAGGAUACCUGUCUCCUGACCUCAGUAAGGUGCGCAGCAAUUGUCCAAAGGCCAUGAAGAGACUGAUGGCUGACUGCCUGAAGAAGAAGAGAGAAGAGCGGCCUCUCUUCCCUCAGAUCUUGGCAUCCAUUGAGCUGCUUGCUCGCUCAUUACCCAAAAUCCACCGCAGCGCCUCAGAGCCGUCAUUAAACCGAGCCGGCUUUCAGACAGAGGACUUCAGCUUGUACGCCUGCGCUUCACCUAAAACCCCUAUUCAAGCUGGGGGUUAUGGAGAGUUUUCAGCGUUUAAGUAAGCGCUGCGGAUCCCACCAAUCCAUCCCUCGUCACUUCUCAAAAGUCUUGUUUCCCUACGGUGGAUUCAUUCAUUACUGAAAACAAACUGAAAAAUUAGUCUUGAAGAAUGUGCUGUUUUCUUCCUCUGUCACCCUGAAGACGGCGGCCUCACUGGAGUCCUUCCAACAACGAGCUAUCCAGGCUAACGGAAACAGAGAAACUGAAUUAGGAACAAGUACAAAACAAACAAAAAAACUUGAUUUAAACUGAAAAGUAAGAAGAAAAGCUAAAUAAAACAAAAACCAAAACAAGACUCAAAGACAUCCACACCAAUACGGCUUUGAGGAGAGGGUCAGUUCCAUGGAUGGACUUCCCUGCUGGAAGGAUAAAGCACCUGGAGGUGAAGGGAGGAGCCGAAGCUUUGAGUGCAUCUGGUCCUGUCAUUUUCUGUCUGGAUAACGACAGAGGCUGGGAUAUCGGCAAGACGUUGAGCUGGACUUGGAGCGAUGGCAGAACGGGGCAUGUGGAAGGACCGCAGGCCUCACAUCCGUCAGCUGAUUGAAGGCCAGGCAUCGGCCAUCCCCGAGAUGAGCUGGAGGCCACUCACUGGGGGUUACCCAAUGGAAGAUGACUUGAAAGAUAGAUCUAUUUUUAUUUUUUCAUUUGUUUCUCAUGUUUCAGAUUUUAGCUAGCAGUUGCUGGGAAUGCUAAGCUUUUUGUCCUCUGCAUCUUUUUCAAGAGAUGGUAGACAUCUUAGAAGGCGGCUUUCCUCCCGGUCCAGCAGCGCAGGCCUUUGCUCUUUUGGCCUUUUUUGGCUUACUGUGGACCCAAGUCUUCAGAAUACUGCAUUUUGCCCUCUUGUUUGCCACCAACAAAUUUGAAGCCUGUGAUUAAAGAGAAAAGAAACUCUUUAUCUGCCAACACAAUUUUCUCUACCUUUUCAAAAUCGUUCAGACUCUCACGUCAAAGCAGGAGAAGCAGUUCUUUUCAGAGAUUUCUGUUGGAAAAGUCUACUUUUGUACCAACAACAGAAGCUGUUCUUUGGGAGAAGAAAAUGUUCAUUUUUUGGGUGAGGGAAUCCACAUCAGAGGGAUUUUUAAUUACAUCUGAGGAGCCUGUUCUUCACCUCUAGUGAGCUUUCACACUUCAUCUUUGAAAAUAUUUCACCUUUAUGCACAGCUGAGAGUGUGUACAGUACUUGUGGCUUCUCUGAGCUUCCAAGAUGUUACACAGCAUUUUUGGCUUUUCCUUUGCUUCCCAUGCUUCUCCCAGAUUUUUUUGACACUAAGUGCAUGUCGUUUUACUUUUUUGGAUCAUAUUGCUUUCUUGUUGCACUCAGCUAAACGUGGCGAUGGUUCUUGUUGCAGCUGCUGAUGAACGGGCUGCAGCAGGGGACCUUCUGAAGAGUUCUGUCACGAAAUGUUAUCUCAAUCACACCUUUUACUUUCUCUAUACACAUGCAUUUGUACUUUUUUCAUUCCAGCGUGUGUUAAGGGUUGUAGGUUCUAUCACAAGUUUUUUUUUUUGUUAUCAUUGUCAUUUGCCUUUUUCUGUACAGGCAGGCCUGCAGAUAUUUACUUAUUUAUGUGAAUAUAUUUUGUUAGUUUUAUGGAUUUUUUUUUUCCAGAAAUGCUUUAUUUGAAGCUGUCGGUCUUUCUUUUGAUGCUUGUUAUUGUCUUUGUGACUCGUGUACUUGCACUUUGUAGAGAUGGAUUGAAGCAAAUGAGCGACUUGCCUUUCCUUUUUUUAUUGAAGAAUAAAUCGUGACGUACAGAGCAGGUGACUCAAAGUUCAGCUUCCAGUGAAAGGAGGGCUGGAUUUCACUGGGGAGGCUCAGUUCUCAUCUGAGGACGGCCUGUGCUAAAGUCUCCAGCAGCAGAUGUGUCACCAUGCCUACAGUGGUGAGAGCUGAGCGAGUGAGAGUGCUGACCUGGUGCUUGCAGGUACAGCGUCCAUCCAGACACUGACAGACUGUCCCUCACAUUCAUCAUUGUGAUCAUGUAUGCGUUUCCAUCAUGAACCCAGGCAACCCCAUCCACAGCAACUUGUUAGCUUGCAGAUCUGUCCCGACUUUGUACAGCUAGGAUAGAGGCCUGACUGCAGCAUGUUAUGCUAGCUUGAUGCAGCCCUGACUAUGGAUGCUAAUGUACCACAGCCCUCAAUGGCCACCUCCUCUAAUGUAGACAUUGUAGUGACUGAAAGCCUUCUGAAAUGCGCUAGAAGAAACAUGUUGACAAUACAAACUGGUUGGAAAUUUUAAUAGCAGAUUAAAUGUUGGGAAAAAGCACAUUGGAUAGGUGCAAACAUUGGUUUUCUAAAGAAAGGUGAGUGAAGAAGAACUUGUGCUCCUUCUUUAAACGAACGUCAUUUGCAGGUACUUUGUUUUUAGAUGUUUCCACCCUAACAGCUAAGAUGAUUAUCUCACUGCCAGCGAGUUUAUGUUGUCAAGAUUCUUCCCAUAGCAAAUUUCAGUAGCUGCCCAGUAAAUGAAAUGUUAGAACUGAUUUACUUUGCAAGCCUAGUUGAAAAAAAAAACACUCAUCCAAACAGCAGAACAUUAGAUCUAAAGUGUGUCUGAACAGGAUACACAAAAAUAACUUUAGAUUUUAACAUAUUGCACUGGUGUAAUGUGUUUGUUUGACAACAGACUAAAGAUUUCCCAAAGUCUGAAUAAUACAAAGAGUAAAGUGAAGUAGGUGUGUGUGUGUGUAGACUGAUAUCUGCUCUAGUCAGCAAGGAGCACUCAGACACACAGGGUCUUACAGGUGCACUUCUCUUUGAUUUUGCAGCCUGCUGUAUGUUGCAUGGCUGCAGGGAUGGGGCAAAACUUCCCGGAUGCUUUGAGGUUUAUUACAGGCUGCCUUAUUGUACUCUUUGCUAACUCAGUAUAAAGACUUCCUGUGAACACUACUGACUGACAAAUGAGAACGUUGGGAUGUUGCUCAUCAGUCUGACAGGUCGGAAACAAACCUCCAGCCUUCUCACAGAACCAAAGGGAACAGGAACAUUUGAAUCUUGGCUGAAAAAAUGGAACAAUUAGCAGCUGAAGAGCAGCUGAACAUUUGCCUCAAAAGACCUAGAAGAUGAGUGAAUGUUUAACUUGACAGUUGUCCAGUGAAAUGAAUGCUGAUGUUUCUAUGUUUUCAUUGGAUGCGCAAAUUGCCAUGAUCAUUUUAUUUGAGGUGGGGUUUUUUGUUUUUCGUUGAGCUGCUUGUAAUGCUCCCUUGUCCUUAAGUGGUCAAAUAAGCAUUGCGGUGUAUUUUCUGAUGGGUUUUUGGCUGUUAUGUGAGCGAGCAUUUGCCAGUUUUCACAUCAGAAGUUACAGAGCAACAUUAGCAUUCACGUGGAGUCUUCAUGGACACAUUGUUCAUUUUAGCCAUUUGAAGGAAUCAUUCGAUCAUCUUAGUAGUCUGAGUGAGUGUUGGCCGUGUUGCUGGGUCACGUAGUCCUGUGCUGUGCUGUAACACAUGCAGUCCAUUAAUGUCGCAUGUGAUUUCAGUGAAUAGCACUAAAGCAGCAAAUAGCAGCCAGUCACUUCACUGUCUGGUUUCAGCAGCAGCUCUGUACUCAGAGUAGACCCCACCACUCUUAUCUACCCACUUUGUCAACAGUUGCCUCCCACAUACUGUUCCUGCUAGGGUUAGACUGACAUAUGGAGUUGAUGUGGGUCUUUUUUUUAAUAAAUAUUACAUAUCGUCCCGCCACAAGGAGGGUUCCACAGCAUGUUUUUGACGUGUUUAGACAACUUAAGCUGUUUGCUUUGUGAAGGAGUCACUAGAGGUGUAGCUGCCAGAAACUGCUUGGUUGUGACAUUUUUGAAAAUAGUAAAGUUAAUGCCAAGCAGGAUGGAGUAAUGUGAAGGAAAAUGGUUUUGACUGAAGAUGAGAGCUGAAGUUUUUGGUCUGACUUUAGCCCCUUUAUUCUGAGAAUUCAGGUCAAAAUUGUGAUUUCACUUUCUGUUGUUGUAAAGGCACAAAAAGGCAAGAAAUAUUGAAAGACUAAAUGAGGGAAUAGAUAGUUGCAUUUCCAUGGUAAAGGACUGGACCACCAGUGGGUCUUGAGUUCACAAUUCUGGGAUUAAAGUAGUAUUGAAGUCUAAAUGUAGGUAUUAAAAUAUGAAUUUAAAUUGUAGCUUUCAUCAGUCCCUCUGCCUGUGCUGUUCCUGUGCUCUAGCAUGCUGGGGACAGCAGGGGUUCACUCAGAAGGGUUGUCAGUCAAACAGUCACACAGUGCUCACAUAACAGUCAGCUCACCUGUGUUACUGCAAAUGUUUUCUUAUUUAAUUUUCAACUUUUCAUUCCGAAGAAUUUUGUGUCAGUUGUAAAACUUCUGUCUGCAGUCUGAUUGUCCGUUGACAAAGACUUUUUCCAGAAAGUUCUAUGGUGUGUUUGAUCAUCAACUUCGGCUGCGUGCUGUUGGUUUUUCUGUUAUGUUAAGGUUUAAGUACUGGUUCCAGUGAAAUGUGGGUGGACUCUGACAGUUCAUUUGUCAUCUUGGAAGAAGUGGCUCAGUUUGACUGAUCCAUGUGUUCCAUGCAAUUUAAUUUGAAGAAUGAACUGUCCAGGCCAAGUUUUAAAGCCACACACACCAAGUCCCAGAGAUACUCAGGUCAUGACAAGUUUCAACAUCAGAACUACUUCCACGGAUGGAACCCAUGUGAUACAGUGAAGAGGAAGAAAGGAAGUGGACCUGGAGUUAAAAUGGUGAACUUCUGUUUUGUGAGUCAACUUCACAAGAAAUAGGACAUGACCUUCAUCCUCUUCUACAGGCAGCAGCAUCAUCCUUCACAGAGCUGUAUCAGCAGAUGACAGGGACAGGUUUCUGCUGUACUGGGAUCAGCUGUUUGCUUACAUGCCUGAACCUGAGGAAGCAAACAGUAAUAUCUUUCAGAGUGCUGUAUUUGUUUUCCUUUGCAAUCUUUAUUUUCUAUGAGAAUAUUAUCACAGAUGUAUAUCUGCUGAAGCUUCAUAGAACCUACAGGAGCGAACACUGGGCUCAUAACUGCCGCUCCGCCCUCCUCCGGCCGCCUCUUACCACACACCCUCUGCUGCUGCUCCUCAUCCAACACUUUCUGUUCAGCCUUUAUCUACUUUCAUGUUCCUUUUACUUCUUAAACGUUCUCUCCCUCCUCCUUGCCUGCACCUUAAACCCAGCAAUUCCAUUCAACUGAGAACUUUCACGUAAAACUUUAUGGAGAUUUGUUUUGAUUUGUUUUCACCUGUAAAUAAUUGUACAAAGGAAAUACUGUCAGUUUGCUAGGAGGCAUGGAGACUACAAAUGUAACAAAUUACAAAAUGUUCAAAAUACAGACAGACAUUUUGAUAGGCAGACUUCUGAGAAAAAAGUUGAGUGUAAAAAUAUUUAAGGCUGUAUUAUAAGGAGAAAGAGCUUAAUGUAUUUGUUGUGAAUAUGAAAAACUGAUAUAUUAAAGAAGUGCAUGAAAACUGUA
This is a messenger RNA of Acanthochromis polyacanthus (spiny chromis), 8004 nucleotides long. RefSeq names its product B-Raf proto-oncogene, serine/threonine kinase (gene braf). NCBI's taxonomy places the organism in Eukaryota, Metazoa, Chordata, Actinopteri, Pomacentridae. Gene Ontology annotation, biological process: signal transduction; protein phosphorylation. Bases 107 to 2575 code for a protein of 822 amino acids. The transcript is spliced from 20 exons. Gene Ontology annotation, molecular function: protein kinase activity; ATP binding. Gene Ontology annotation, cellular component: mitochondrion; plasma membrane; cytosol. The record is from RefSeq and is a predicted model, not a curated record.